AUGGAUAGAGAAUAUGUACAAGGUCACAUCCAGAAGCUGCAAGAGCAGCGUAUGUCCACACAGAAGAAAACCUUCACCAACUGGAUAAACAAUGUCUUCUACAAGAACAAUGUGAACAUUGUGAUACAAGACGUCUACACGGACCUGAAGGAUGGCAUUUACCUUCUGCAACUCCUGGAGCUGCUCUCUGGAGAAUCACUGCCUAGACCAAACUGGGGCAAGAUGAGGGUACAUUUUCUGGAGAACAAUAGCAAAGCCAUCACGUUCCUCAAAUCCAAGCAGGUGCAAGUAAAGGUGAUUGGGCCUGAGAAUAUUGUAGAUGGGGACCGAACCCUAAUCCUGGGAUUAAUCUGGAUCGUUAUCCUCCGGUUCCAGAUUUCUUCGAUCACACUUGAUAAGGAGGAAUUUGGAGUCCGUGCUGAUGUACUGUCUGCCAAUGAAGCCCUGCUGAUCUGGUGUCAGCAUAAGACUGCUAGUUACUCCAAUGUGAGUGUGAAGGACUUCUCCAAAAGCUGGUCUGAUGGCCUGGCUUUCAAUGCCCUCAUUCAUGUUCACAGGCCUGAUCUCAUCCACUACAGCUCACUGAGGCAUGAGCAGCCAAUCAAGAACCUGAACAAUGCCUUCAGCGUGGCAAAGAAGCACCUGGGAAUCACUAAACUUCUGGAUGCUGAGGAUGUGGCAGUGCCUCACCCAGAUGAGAGAUCCAUCAUGACCUAUGUGUCACUCUAUUACCAUUACUUUUCCAGGCUGAAGCAGGGCCAGACUGUCCAGAAAAGGCUUGCUAAGAUUCUGUUCUUCCUGAAGGAGAUUGAUGACUUGAAGUUUCAGUAUGAACAGAUGAUCUCUGAGCUCUUGAAAUGGAUUAAACAGAAAGUAGUAGAGUUGGACGAUCGCCACUUUCCCAAUUCCAUACAGGACAUGUGGAUGCUCAUGGCCAACUUCAAGACCUUCCGUACAGUAGAGAAGCCCCCCAAAUACCAAGAAAGGGGCAUGAUUGAAGCCCACUUUUUCCACAUCAGAACCAAGCAAAGAGCCAACAAUCAAUGGCCAUAUCUGCCCCCUGAAGGCAGGACACUGCAAGAUGUGGAAAAGCACUGGGUCAUUUUGGAGAAAGCGGAGCACAGCCGGGGAGAAGCACUGCAGCAGGAGAUGCAGAGGCUGGAGAGAGUGGAACAGUUGGCCCAGAGGUUCCUGAAGAAAGCAACCCUGCGUGAGUCAUACUUGGAGGACAUGAUGAAGGUGCUCGAGAAGCAGGACUUCCAGCCAGAGAGUGUGGACAAGAUGGAGGAUGCCACUAAGAAGCUUGAGGCUAUUGUGGCAGAUGUACUGCCCAGGGAGCAGCGCUUCAGAGCACUGGCUGACAUGGCGGCUCUUAUAACCCGAGAGAACUACCAUCGCAAGAUCCAGGUCAUGAAGAAGCAAGAGGACAUUUCCCAACAGUGGCAGGAUCUACUGGAGCAGCUCCAGAGACACAAACGCUCUCUGGGAGCAAUGCAGGAAAUUCUGGGCCUUCUGAGGGACAUUGAUACCAUUACAGAGGAACUCAAAGGACUGCAGGCACUAGUGACAUCUCAGGAUUAUGGGAAGCAGCUCUUGGAGGUAGUAGAUUUGCUGCAGAAGCACAAUUUGGUUGACUUCCAGAUCACUUCCUAUGAUGAUAGGGUGAGAUACAUCACCCAGAGGACAGCAGAGCUCACCAAGGGCAAAGCAAUCAAGUCAGAUGUGCUUCACGCCAAAACUCGGAUGCUCCAUCAGCUGUACCAAAACCUCAUAGCUCUCAGCAAAUCCCGACAAUCCCAGCUACAGGAAGCGUUGAAGCUUUUUGAGUUUUUCCAUGACUGUCAGGAAGAAGAGUCAUGGAUCUCUGAGAAAUGGCAAGUAGUGAGGACAGCAACAUUAGGACGAGAUCUCAGUCAGAUUAUUGCCUCCAUUCAGAAGCACAAGGCUCUAGAAGUCGAGUGCAACUCCCACAAGGCAAUUUGUUCCAAUGUAGUGAGGAAGGGCUGGGAGCUAAGUCAAAGGAACCACUCAAACCAGAGGGAUAUCCAGAUGCAGACAGACAGCCUCCAGAAGCUGUGGCAACAGCUCCAAGAUGAGGUGGCCAAUCGUAAAAUCCGCCUGCAGGCAGCUGCUUUAAUCAAACAGUACUUUGUUGACAUUGAUGAAGCAGACUCAUGGCUACGGGAGCGGCAGCCCCUCCUGGCCAGUAAGGAUUAUGGGAAGGAUGAGUCCAGCGCAGAAGCCUUGCUACACCACCACUUGCGACUGGAGAAGGAGAUCACAGUCUACUGCUUGGAGAUGAGGCGCCUGGAAGAACAAGCUGGUACUGUAGCAAAGCAGGCUCCAUCUGCGGUGAUAUCAGUGCCGGUAGUGAAGGCUCAGGUCCUGAGUAGCCUAAACCAAAGGUUCACUAUACUACCAUCAAGCCGCUCUGUGCGCGGGGGAACCCCGGAAAUUGGAUUUUCUAAACCACCUGAUUCAGAUCCUCACUUUAUUCCAGAGAACAUCUGGAGGACCCAGAAUGAAAUAAACUUGCUUUAUGAGAAUCUUCAGACCAUGGCUGAGCACAGGAAGAAAGGUCUGGAGGAGAUGAUCCGAUUGUACCGCUUCUACAGCUCCUGUGAAGAGUUUCAGUCUUGGAUGGAAGAUAAGGAGAAAAUUUUCCAGACCCUUCAGCCUGAAGCAGACAAUGUGGAGGUCACACAGCAGAAAUAUGAGAGCUUUCUAGUGGAAAUGGCUGUGGGGAAAAUCCAGCUGGGAGAGAUCAAAUGCCUAGCAGAUAAGUUUGCAAAGAGCAGUCCCAGCAAACAGAAUGAAAUCCAAGCCCACCUUAAAGAGAUCAGUAGGAGAUGGGGGCGCCUGGAAACUCUGAAGGAGGAAAAGGGUUCAGAGCUGAUUGGAGUGGCUGAUGUGAGGACAUUCCUCCAGGACUGCCAGAGCACUAGAGGGCUACUACAAGACAAGCUGGUCCAUCUCAGGGAUUUGGAACCUGGAAACACACCUGCCGUACUGGAGGCAAAUCGGCGCAAGCUGUUUGCUUUUGACAAGGAGGUCAUGGUGCUGGAAAGGAAAAUUGAAUACUUGAAGAGUGUGGCCCAAUCGAUUAAGGACACCAACCCUGCAGAGAGCAGGGCCAUCCAAAAGCAAGUGGAGAAUAUGGAGAAGCUGCUGGCCACACUCAAGUCACAGACUAAAGAGAGGGAGACAACCCUGGAGUUGGCACAGGAUCAACAGGCUGUCCUGCAGGACAGCCGCAGACUCCUGCUGUGGGCAGAUGGAAUCAGGGAGAAGCUGGGCAGUAUGGAGAUGGGCAUGGACGUGGCUUCUUCAGAGCAGUUGCUGAAGGAACAUCAGGACCUUCUGAAGGAAAUUCGCACUCAGAAGGAAAGGUUUACGCAGCUAGAAGAGCUGGGGCAGAAGGUAAUGUGUGGUCAGCCCAGCAACAGGACCCAGGAUGUGCGCCAGACCGUGGAGAGGCUUACCCAACAAAGCAGUGAGCUGGACGAGAUGUGGGAGCAGCGGAAGAAGCAGCUCCAAGACAGCUUGGAACUGCAGAAGUUCAAUAGGGAAGCAGAUCGCAUCAGUGCAACCCUCUCCAGCCAUGAGGCUUUUCUACGAGUAGAUGAUCUUGGGGACAGUGUGGAUGCUGUUCACAGCCUUCUCAAGCGGCAUGAGGAUUUUGAAGGACUGCUGAUGGUGCUGAAGCAACAGGCUGAAGUGAUGAAUGAGCAUGGGGAGAAGCUAGUGAAGAACAGGCACUUCGCUUCUUACAUGAUCGAGGAGAGAAUGGCUACAUUCCAGGACCGAUGGGAACGACUGAGACAGAGUAAUGAACAGAAAAAAAGGAAGCUGCUUGCAUCUCUUCAGCUGCAGGAGUUCAACCGUGAUGUUGCUGAGCUGCUGAUAUGGAUGGAAGAGAAGUACAAGAUUGCAUCAGACGAGUCCUAUCGUGACCCAACAAAUAUCCUGCGCAAACUGAAGUGGCAUGAGGCUGCUGAGAAGGAAAUGAUGGCAAACAAGAAGCACUUUGCAGAGCUGAUAAUGAUUGGAAAUCAGCUGAUUCAAGAUGACCAUUAUGCUGCAGAUUCUAUCCGGGACAAGAUGUCAGAGCUGAAGAAGAAGUGGGAGAAAUUGUACAACAAGAUGUUAGAGCGAGGAGACAAACUGAGACAGGCCGGACAGCAAGAACAGCUGAUGGAACUCCUCCAGGAUGCAAAAGAGAAGAUAGAAAAGAUUGAGAAGGUUCUUCAGGAUGCAGAGACAGGCCAUGACCUGCGCUCCAGCCGCGAUCUGCUCAAGCAGCACAGUCAACUGGAAAAGGAGACAGGGGAGUUGUCUGAGAAAAUGAACUCCAUUGUGUCCUGUGCCAAGAAAAUGGCAACCAAUCAUUUUGAUUCCCAGAAGAUUCUGGAUGAGACACAGAAAUAUCUGGAAAGGUUUAAGUCUUUGCAGGUGCCUCUUGAUGAGAGGCACCAGCUGCUGCAGGCAACAGUGGAUCUGUACCAGUUCUACCAUUACUAUGACAUGGAGAUGAAUUGGAUCAGUGAACGAUUGCUCAUUGCCAACUCCACCAACUGUGGCAAGUCCUUGGAUAUGGCUCAAAGCCUGCUCCACAAACACAAGGAAUUACAGGCAGAAGUGAAUGCCCACAAACAGCAAGUUCAGAGGGUGUUGGAGAAGGGAAAGACUGUGACUGGGUGCAAGCACUCUUCAUUUCAGAGAAUAAAGGAGAAAUGCCAGGAGCUCAGCAACAGCUGGGUGGAGCUGGAGAAGGCCUGUGAAGAGAGGCUGAAGCAGCUGCAGCGUUCUGUUGGCUUCCAGCAGUUUUUACUGAAUACCUCAGACCUGGAGACUUGGGUAUCAGAAAAGCUUCCAUUUGUGACCAGCAAAGACUAUGGCAAAGAUGAGGCUGCAACUCUGAAACUCCUCAAGAAACACAAGGCAUUGGAACAUGAAAUUGAGGUUUACAAGAAUUUGAUGCUAGAGCUGGGUAAAACUGCCAAAACCCUUCCUCUCCCUGGCUCCAUCCAGUUUGAUGAGGUUGAUGCCCCACAGGAACAAGUUCACUCUAAGCUCCGGGAGUUACUGGAGCUGGCCACAGCAAGAGGGAAGAAGCUAGAUGAAACUCUUGGUCUGCAUGAGUAUCUGAGGGAGUAUGAGGACCUGCAGGACUGGAUCAAUCAGCAGAGGCAGGUGGCCAGCUCUGAUGAUUAUGGCAGUGAUUAUGAACAUGUCCUGCAUCUUUGUGCCAAAUAUGAUACGUUCCAGCACCAGAUGGAAAUGGCUGCUAAGAGAGUUGCAGCUUACCAGCAGCUGGCAGAGAACUUGUUGGACCACGGGCAUUCGGAAUCCAGACAGAUCCAGCAGAGGCAGAAGGAGCUACGGAACUCCUGGGAAGAGUUGUUGGAGAUGACCUGGUUACGAGGCGAGCGACUGAAGGAUGCGGAGGCAAUUCACAAGAGUUACCAAGACCUGACAGAUGCCCUCACCCACAUUGAGGAGAAGUCCAAGAGCAUCCCCGAUGACACUGCUAAGGACAUGAGUGGCGUGCAGUCCCAGCUACGCAAACAUGCAGCCCUUGAACACGAGCUCCUAGGGAAUGAGCAGCAGCUGCAGGAGCUGAUUGAUGCUGCAGGCAGUGUGCUGGCCCGGUGCUCUGAGAGACAGGUGGCAGACCUGCAAGCGAAGCAGCAAGCAGUAGUGGAGAACUGGGAGUCCCUGAAGUCUAAAGUGGAACAGCGCAGGGAACAUUUGGAACAGGCCUGCAAGCUUUACCAAUUUCAAGCAGAUGUGUGGGACUAUUUCUCCUGGACAGCAGAGAUGAUGAGGGAAAUGAAGACUGAGGAGACAAUCCGGGAUAUAUCCACUAGCAGCCUGAGGCUUACCCAACACCAGCAGCUGUUGGCAGAGAUCGAGGCACGAGAGGAAACAUACAAUCGGGUGGCACAGCUAGGACAGUCGCUGCUGCAGGAAGAGAAAAUAUCAAAAGAGAUCCAGCAGAAGUUGUGGGCUUUGUUGGAAGAAAAGGAUAAUGUGUACCAUCAAUGGGAGCAGAAGAAGGAGUGGUUGGAGAAGAUACACCGAGAACAAAUGUUCUACCGGGAUCAGGGUCACUUGGAAAAGAUCCUGAACACUCAGGAGAUUUAUUUGAAAACCAGUGACCUGGGAAACUCGGUAGAUGAGGUGGAGCGGCUGAUCAGGAAACAUGAGGCUUUUGAGAAGAUUCUGACCUCUCAGGAUGAAAAGGUGACAUCUCUUCAGGAACAGGCAAAGAGGCUGCAGAAGGAUGGUGGGUUGGAGGGGAUAAAGAUCCAGCACAAACUGAACUCUGUACUUGAGAGGAGGAAUUGGAUCAAAGAUCUGUCUCAGAGUAGACGGGAGAAACUGCAAACCACACUCCUUCUCAUGCUCUUCUACCAGAACUUCGUAGAGGCAGAGGACUGGAUUAAUGAGCGCAUGCAAAAGCUGGAGGACCCUUCCAUCCGAGACCACAGCAACCUGAAGGAUAAAAUGAAGCUGCUGCAGAAACAUCAGGUCUUUGAGGCUGAGAUUCUGGCUAAUGAGGAGAUCAUCACAGCUGUUAACAAGAAAGGGGAAGCCCUGGUGUCACAAAGCCACCCAAAAUCAGGGGAGAUCUGUCGUAGGACCCGUAUGAUCCAGGAGCACUGGGAGAAGCUGAAGUGGGCUGUUGCUGCUCAUGGAAAGAUGCUGGAGGACAUUCGGGACUUCCUGGAGUUUCUGCAGAAAGUGGACCAAGUGGAGGCCUGGAUCAGGGAGAAGGAAGUGAUGAUUAAUAUUGGUGAUAUGGGGAAUGACUACGAACACUGCCUGCAGCUCAUGAAAAAGCUGAACGAGUUCCGAGGAGCAGCAUCAGGGGAAAUGACAGUGGAUGAUGCUCACAUCAAAACCAUCAAUGCCCUGGCCAUGAAACUGGAAAGACAGAACAAGGAAGAGGUGAAGACAAUAUAUCAACGCCAGAAGCAGCUCAAUGAAAAGUGGACCAGUUUCCAUGGUAACCUGAAUACAUACAGGAGGAAGCUGGAGGGAGCCCUGGAGAUCCAUGCCUUAAUCAGAGAAAUUGAUGACAUCACGGAGAGAAUUAGUGAGAAGAGUGCACUGAUACAAGCAUUGGAUUACGGGAAAGACGUGGAGAGUGUGGCAAACCUGAUGCGACGACAUGAGGAAAUGGAGAGGGAAAUCAGUGUCAUCAAGUCCAAAAUGGAGAUACUGGAGUUGGAAUCUUUCCGCCUUUGCAAGAGGAAUCCAUCCAUAAAUGACAAACUGAGUACAAAGCAAAGAGAGAUGAAAGACAACUGGCUACGACUCCAGGGGCAGGCCAAACAAAGGAGGGAAAAGUUGGCAGCUUCCUACCAGUUGCAGAAGUUUAACUUGGAGCUAAAGGAGCUGCUAGAUUGGAUUCAAAAAAUCAGAGGCUUAAUGGAAGCAGGGGGCCUUCCUAAAAGCCCAGCUGAGGCAGACAGCAUGAUUGAGGAACAUUGUGAGAGAAAGGAGGAGAUUGAAGCCCGAAUGGAAAGAUUCAACUCACUCUGCAGCUUUGGUCAGAAACUUGCCAACUCUGGUCAUUAUGCAACCCCUGAGAUCCACCAAUCUCUCUCCAGAUUUCAGCAAGCCUUGUCUGAACUGAUCCAGGCAUGGCAGGAGCAGUAUGUAAAACUGUUUCAGGCCCAGGACUUACAGAAAUUCUUUGGCUAUGUGGAGCAGAACGAGAGCUGGCUCAGCAGCAAAGAGGCCUUCUUGGCCAAUGAGGAUUUAGGGGAUUCUGUGCCCAGUGUGGGGAGCCUGCAGCGGAAACACAUGCAGUUUGAAAAGACUCUGGAAGCCCAGAUGGAGAAGAUUGAUGUGAUGGCCUCCUUUGCACAGCAACUGAGCCAGAGCAAGCAUUACGACUCGGAGAACAUCACAAACAAGUGUCAGGCUAUUCUGAGGAGGAAAGACAAACUGCUGGAGAAUGCCCUGGCUCGCAGGCAUGUGCUGGAGGAAUCCAGGCUAUUACAGAAGUUUCUGCGGAAUUCCUUUGAGGUGGCAGCCUGGAUAAAUGAGAAGAAUAGCAUUGCUUUGGAUGAGAGCUGGAAGGACCCGAGCAACCUACAGUCCAAGCUGCAGAAACACCAGACUUUUCAUGCAGAGAUCAUGGCCAACAGAAAUCGCAUAGAUGGCAUCAAGGCUGAGGGAGAGAAGAUGCUCCGAGAGGGACAUUAUGCUCCUGAGGCCAUUCAGUCCAGACUGCAAGAAAUGGAAGAGCUCUGGGAUGAGCUGCUGGGAAACUGCCAUGAAAAAAGGACCAAGCUACAGGAUGCCUACAAGGCCCUGCAUUUCCAGCGGAGUGUGGAGGAUAUGGAGAAAUGGCUGGAAGAUGUGGAAAGCGGGCUAAAGGCUCCAGACAGUAGCAGUGACCUGGUGGUUUUGAAUAGUCUCCUGAAGAAACAUGGGGAAUUGGAGGAAGAUGUUGCUAGCCAUAGGGAUCGGCUACAAAUGCUUGUGGACACAGCCCGUGAAUUCCAGCAAGAGAAGCAUUUUCUUGCAGAUGAGAUACAGGAGAGAGUUGAUCAGGUGGUGCACAGGUACAAGAACCUAAGUGAUCCGCUGCAGGAGAGGCGUGGGAGUUUGGAAGCGAGCAGGCUGCAGUACCAGUUCUUCCGGGAUGUUGACGAUGAGUUGGCCUGGGUUAAUGAGAAGCUCCCACUGGCUUCCUCCAAGGACUAUGGCCAAUCCCCAACAACAGUCCAAAGCUUACAGGAAAAGCACCAGAAGUUGGAGAAUGAGAUUAGCAGCCAUGAUGCUCUAACAAAAGUGGUGGUCAGCACUGGGCAGAAGCUGGUGAGGGGUGGGCAUUCUGCUUCCGAGGAGAUCAUGAAACUUUUGAAGAAGCUGGAGGCCUCUGUAGAAAUCUUGAAGGCUGAGGCUCAAGAGAGGAGGAGGAGACUCAUGCAAUCAUAUGAGGCCCAUCAAUUCCUCAGUGAGCUUUUGGAAGUGGAGUCCUGGAUGACAGAGAGGGGGUUCAUCCUUGAGUCAUCUGACUGUGGGAAGAACGAAGAAACCACCCACGGGUUGCUUCGUAAACUGGAGGCUACCAAGCUGGAUGUGGAAGGGUUCAAGCCCCGCAUUGAGAAGCUUCAGGAGACUGGCACUAACCUAAUAAACAGCGACAACCCAGAGAGUCCAGCCAUGCUUCUGAAGCUCCAGGCUGUCCUAGCAAGCUACAAGUCUCUCCUACAGAGAGCUGAGACCCAGAGGAGACACCUACAGGAACAAUACCAAUUGUACCAGUUUGAGAGAGAGGUCCAGUUAGUGGAUGCCUGGCUUUCCAGCAGACUGGUUGUGGCGGAAUCAGAUGACUAUGGGCAGGACUUGGAAGAUGUUGAGAUGCUGGAGAAAAAGUUUGAAGAUUUUAUAAAGGAGGUGAAACCUCUGGGACAUGCUAAGGUUUUCUCGAUAAAUGAAUUAGCAUCCCACCUGGAGAAAGGGUGCCACAGCCAGAUAGGAGAUAUCCAGAGGAGGACCCAGCAGGUCAAUGACACCUGGGAGAGACUAGGCCAAGCCAUCCAGACAAGGACAGAGAAUCUAAGAGCAGCCCAGCAAGUUCACCAGUAUGACCAUGAUGUGGAUGAGCUCAAGGGCUGGAUGCAGGAGAAAGAGGCAGUGGUGGACAUAGAUGAUUAUGGAUAUGACCUGCCCGGUGUGCAGACCCUCCUCAGCCAGCAUGAAGGAGUGGAGAGAGACCUUGCAGCCAUCAUGAAAGAGCUGGAGCGGAUCCAAGGGGAAGCUCGGCAUCUCAGCCGGCUCUACCCUCAGGCCAGGGAGAACAUAAUGGAGAGACUCACAGAAGUGGAUGAAUGCUGGGAGAAACUUGACAGGAAGUCUCUGGAGAGGAAGGAGAGGCUGCACCAGGCAGAACAGGUCCAGGGCUACUUCAACGACUGCAGGGAGCUGAUGGUUUGGGCUAAUGAGAUGCAUGCACUGGUGAUAUCUGAGGAACUAGCAAGCGAUGUUCUUGGCGCUGAGCUGUUAAUCAAGCACAAUGAAGAGUAUAAGCGUGAAAUAGAGAAGCAGUGGCUAAAAUAUGAAGAUAUGCAGCAGGCAGGGAACAACCUGGUGAAGAACGGACACUUCAUGUCCAUGGAGAUUGAGGAAAAACUGUCAGAGCUGUCAGAGCUGAUGAAGAAGGUGAAGGAGAGCUGGGAUGUGAGGAAGGAGCUGUAUGAGGAAAACUGGGAAAUCCAAUUACUACGGCGAGAGAUGGAGCAAGCAGAGGCAUGGUUGGCUGCCAAGGAGAGAUUUCUCUCAGAUCCUAGCUAUGGGGAUUCAGUGUCUGAUGUAGAGGAACUACUGAAGAAACACCGGGACUUUGAGAAGAUGCUUGCAGCCCAAGAGGAGAAGUUUGUACAACUGAAUAGGAAGACAAAGAGGGAAAUGAAGAUACUGAAGCAGAUUUAUGCUGAGGAGAAUGGGCAAAAGGAGAGAGGGAAAAUCAUUAGGGUCCCAUCUCUGAGAAGGAAGCCCUCAGACAGAAGGAUGCCAUCCUCAAGACUGAUAGAGAUAAAGAGAACUAGACCAUUGCCAUCUCUAUCCUCCUCACCCAGCCUCGCCUUGAGGGAUCCCCUUGAAACUAUUGUCUCUCCAGUCCAAAAGCCCACAGAGGCAUUCCAGCAAUUCGGGUCUGGGGAAAAUCCAGAGAUGUUGCCCAGCACCAAUGGAGAAACGAAAGCUGUGACGAGGCUCAGUGAGAUUCACACUCAACCUACGCCAAAACUGAUGGGCCUGCAAGUAACAUCCUUGGGAAGCCACAUCUCUCCUCCCAGUCCAGUAAACAGACAAACUGCCACCAGUUUGUUAGAACCAUAUUCCAAGGACCUCUUAUCACCCCAUGAGAAAAACCUUAGCAAUUACCCCGUCUCUAACCUGGAAAUAAAAGUUGUGAAGACUCCACCUAGGUCUAGCCAAAGUUCAUUAGAUCUUUCUCCACAUUUACCACAGUCCAGUUCCUCUCUUGAGAAGUCAGAAAAUGACCUUUUGGUUUCUGUAGGUCACCAGAACAUGGAGGGGUUAUUAGAAAAGAGGGACCAGCUCCUUCCAGGACGGAAGCAGCCACGCUCAAGGUCUUGGAACUCCUAUUAUGUAAAACUCAACAAACAAAAACUUGACUUCUACAAUGAUGAAAGAGAAGCGUCCAAGAACGUAACCACAAGCCCAUCAAUCAGUGUUGCUGGUGCCAAGUGUGAGAGGCUGACUGACUAUGCCAGGAAAGAGAACACCUUUAGUUUACGAUUGAGUGAUGGGGCAGAAUACUACUUUGCAGCACCUUCUCAGAAGCUGAUGGAUGAAUGGAUACAAGCGCUUAGGAGUGAUAUAAGCCAUGGUAACAGUCAAGGUUCUAAAGUGAUGGCCCAACCAAUCACUCCAAAUACAGAGAGGCCUCAGACCAGACCUUGGAGCUUCCCAGAUGGAGGGCCUGCUGAAAGACAAAACAGCAGAGGCUUACUACCCAGGAGAGCUCCUUCCUUCAAAGUGAGACAAGAGAAAGAAUCUGAAAACAUUCCCAGGGAAUCAGAGGGAGACACACAUGAGAUUAUGAAGACACCAACCUCCACCUGUGCCCAGAACCCUGCAGGUAUGGGAGCCAAGGCUGAGGAUCAGAGUGUGCAGACCAAGCGCUUAGCAAAUCCACUGACCCAGAUGAAAGAAGAUCUAGCGAUUGAGGGCAGGAAGGAGAAACCCAAGAAAGAUAAGAAUGUCUUUCAAAAGCUUUUUUCCAAAAAGUAAGAGCCGCAGCACAAGAGAGCGCACACUCUUCAGUUUUCUGGAUGAAUCAGACUGUUCCCCUUCAUAGCACCCUAUUGCCUUGGAGUCCAGAUGGACGGUGAGCAAGUGAAAUGUGUAUGGGAGAAGGGAAUGCUCAAGCAUCGGGAAUAGACCCAGCACUUGGAAAAGAAUAGAACUGUCACUGUUUUAACAAAUUGAACUUGGGUGGAUCAGUGUACCUGGUUCUCCCAGGCCUACAGAAGGCUUUUGUUUAAAUUGAAUUACUUUGAUGCUCAUGAAUGUGAGGAAAUAAUAGUGCUGGCUAAUGUCUGGUAUACUCCUUAUCCCCACCCAUCAUGACAAAUUGUGUGAUGAUGACUAAUGUCUACCAGGGACCAAGAUGAGAUACGACUAAUUCAUAUCCACUUAUUGCAUAAGCUGCACUUUGAUCCCAAAUUUCCAUAGAUGAACCACUACUGUAUUCACACACACCCCCACCCUGCACGAUGUAUCCACCCAAUGUCUUAUUUUACCUCUAAGUUCUAAAAGAAAGGUGCCGUUGAUACCAUUGUGUACAGUUGUGACAGCUUAAAUGCACACAGCUUGCCAUUACUGUUGUGAGUGGCACUCUGUGGAAUCACAGUACAGAAGUGUAAGAACAUGGAAUCAUUCCAUGAAGUGACAAGAAUCAUUUCUGCAAUGCUUUUAGCUGUCACUAUGAAAAGAGAGAGAGGAAUAUUUCCUACUCAUAUUAAACUUUCAGGUGUUGCUAGAUUCUUGCAGAGUUCCCCAUCAACUGCCAAAAUCAAUUCAUUCAAGAACCUCAAAAUGCUGUGGGAUUCAAUUUAGUGUCUACAGCUCUGUCUAUACCCUUAGUUUCAGGAUUCUUUAUUUUGCAAAUAAUUUUCAAUAAUAAAAGGGAGGGGGGCACCAGAUUUGAAUGAAACAUAAGUAACUGUGGAACUAAAAUGAAUGACUUUCCUAAAAUGAUGUACACUUGUGUGUGAUGCUAGCCAAAUAAUCAGAUAAAGUUAAAAACUUUAGAAGCUGUGUUUAGAUGGCAAUUUCUGAGGCAAUUUUAGGGGAGAUGCGUUCACCCUUUGCAACAAGCAAAUAAUGUAUAACGAUGGAAUCAAGCUGUCUUAGGUUUUUAUAUGGCAACUACCACCGUGGGAUGAAAGCCCAGGAAAGGGAGCAUAUCGUAAGGAAAAUCUGAAUGUCAUCUGGUAAACUAUUACUGCAGCUAUAUGGUAAUAUGCUAAUACUUCAAAUUUAUCAGCACCCAUGCUCAAAUGAGCUUUAAUGAUAAAAUACAGAUACAAAACUUGGGUCAAUCUAGCAAAGGAAAUUAAUGGAAAUUCUGUCUUCCUUUAAUUGUUAAUAACUGCAAACGGUGUUCUAAUGAAACCUCAGAUUUUUUAAUCAAUUCAUUUUGAAUUUCUUGUUCAGUCGCUAGUAAAAAGUUGUAAUCAAAAUAUUUUUUCCCGCUUCUA
Messenger RNA from Caretta caretta (loggerhead turtle), 13253 nucleotides. It is a transcript of the gene SPTBN5, whose product is annotated as spectrin beta, non-erythrocytic 5. The record is from RefSeq and is a predicted model, not a curated record. Gene Ontology annotation, molecular function: protein binding; phospholipid binding. NCBI's taxonomy places the organism in Eukaryota, Metazoa, Chordata, Testudines, Cheloniidae.